UUGUUCUGAUUAGGAGGAUCUUUCAUAUCGCCGGCGACUGAACUGUUUCUGGAUAUGGAUGGAGGGGAAGCUUCGUCUGUAAAUCAGAUCGAGAAUUGGACAGAAGAGCAGGAUGAGCUGAAGAAGAAGCUGAUCGAGUACGAUGACUUUACAUGGAAGUUAUCUUCAUCAAUGGAACUGUCUCAGGGAUCGGAGAUGCUUAAGUACGUUGGAGGUGUAGAUAUGAGCUUUUCCAAGGAAGAUUCAUCCGUCGCCUGCGCUUGUCUCGUUGUUCUCGAGCUACCUUCUCUGCGUGUAGUCCAUCAUGAGUUCUCUCUUCUCCGUCUUCAUGUUCCUUAUGUCCCUGGAUUUCUUGCCUUUCGUGAGGCUCCGGUUCUCUUGCAGAUUCUGCAAAAGAUGAGGGAUGAUAAGAAUCCUUUCUAUCCUCAGGUACUGAUGGUGGAUGGAAAUGGAAUACUUCAUCCACGAGGAUUUGGCUUGGCGUGUCAUUUAGGUGUUCUUGCUCACCUCCCUACCAUUGGGGUCGGAAAGAACCUGCAUCAUGUGGAUGGUCUGAAUCAAUCUGAGGUGAGACGGUCACUUCAGCUCAAAGAAAACGAGCAUGAGCAAGUUAUUUCUUUGGUAGGGAACUCUGGAUUUACGUGGGGAGUAGGAUUUCGUCCAACUCUGAGUUCUCUAAAGCCCAUAUACAUUUCGGUUGGCCAUCGCAUAUCACUUGAUUCUGCUGUUGAAAUUGUCAAGAUGACCUGCAAGUACCGUGUUCCCGAACCUAUUAGACAGGCAGAUAUGAGAUCAAGAGCAUAUCUCCAGAACCAUCAAACUGAGCCUUUUAAAAGAACCAGGACUGCGACGACCGGAUCAGACUGAACCUUAUUCUCUCGAACAAGGCAUUAAACACUAUUCCAUAGAACUCUCCAAAGUCUUUACUUCAAUGGACAGAUCACGUCACUGAAGAUCCACCCCAAUUCUCUCCUUGAUUUAUCUCACUGACUCGAUGAUUGCAAGAUAAUCAAUGUUGUAUCUAAUACAUUGGAAUGUUCUUUACAUACAUACCGUAAAGCUUAGUGUAAAUAGAAAGAGUAGGAAAGUGGACUAAGGUCAUGGUAUAAUUUUUAGUUGUUUGGGGACCUUUUGGGAUAUUAGAAGAGUUUGAGGUUCUCCACAACAAUUCCAGUGGUCUUUGGUUUGGUAUUUCUCUUGGUUCACCACCGUCUGUAAAUCGUUUCUCAUUUAAUAAUAAAGUAAAAGUUUUCUCAA
Molecule: messenger RNA, 1257 nt
Organism: Camelina sativa (false flax)
Lineage: Eukaryota; Viridiplantae; Streptophyta; Magnoliopsida; Brassicales; Brassicaceae
Biological process (GO): DNA repair
Cellular component (GO): nucleolus; cytoplasm
Molecular function (GO): single-stranded RNA binding; RNA endonuclease activity producing 5'-phosphomonoesters, hydrolytic mechanism
Source: RefSeq, a predicted model, not a curated record